Molecule: messenger RNA, 1059 nt
Organism: Venustampulla echinocandica
Lineage: Eukaryota; Fungi; Ascomycota; Leotiomycetes; Helotiales; Pleuroascaceae
Exons: 3
Coding region: 1-1059 (352 amino acids)
Biological process (GO): DNA-templated DNA replication; DNA repair
Cellular component (GO): nucleus; Elg1 RFC-like complex; DNA replication factor C complex
Molecular function (GO): ATP hydrolysis activity; DNA clamp loader activity; DNA binding
Source: RefSeq, a predicted model, not a curated record
AUGGCGCUUCUCGUGGAUAAACACCGGCCUCGAUCCCUCGAUCAAUUAACAUAUCACAAAGACCUCUCUGAGCGCCUCCGCUCACUCGCCCAAAGCGGCGACUUCCCCCACCUCCUAGUCUACGGUCCGUCCGGCGCAGGAAAAAAGACACGUAUAGUAGCCACACUGAAAGAACUGUACGGCCCCGGCGUGGAAAAGAUAAAGAUCGACUCCCGAGUCUUCCAAACGACCUCUAACCGCAAACUGGAAUUCAAUAUCGUCGCCUCAGUGUAUCACCUCGAAAUCACACCCUCAGAUGUAGGCAUUUAUGACCGAGUGGUGGUGCAGGAUUUAUUAAAGGAGGUAGCGCAGACGCAGCAGGUGGAUCAGAGCGCAAAACAGAGAUUCAAGGUCGUAGUUAUCAACGAGGCGGAUCAUUUAACAAGGGAUGCACAAGCAGCGCUGAGGAGGACGAUGGAGAAGUAUAGUCCGAAUUUGAGGUUGAUUUUGCUGGCGAAUAGCACGGCGAAUAUUAUUGCGCCGAUUAGGUCGAGGACGCUGCUUGUGAGGGUAGCUGCACCAACUGAGCUGGAGAUUUGCGAGGUGCUUGCUAAGAGUGGGAAAAAGGAGGGGUUUCUAGCUGCGAGGGAGUUGGAGAAGAGGAUUGCCAAGGAGAGUGGUAGGAAUUUGAGGAGGGCGCUGUUGAUGUAUGAGGCUGUUCAUGCGCAAAACGAGAAAGUAUCUGACGACACGCCAAUCCCACCUCCAGACUGGGAAGCCCUCAUUGGCGUAGUAGCCCAAGAAAUCAUGGCCGAGCACUCCCCAGCACGGAUCCUUCAAGUGCGCGCGAAACUCUACGAUCUCCUAACCCAUUGCAUUCCACCAACCACAAUCCUCAAGACCCUGACUUUCAAACUUAUCCCCCUUAUUGACGAUGCGCUGAAGGCUGAUGUCAUAAAGUGGGCGGCCUUCUAUGAGCAUCGGAUUCGUAUGGGUACCAAGGUCAUCUUUCAUCUGGAGGCCUUUGUCGCUAAGUUUAUGCGCAUUUUAGAGGAGUAUCUUAUGGGGAUGGAUUUCUAA